Molecule: messenger RNA, 636 nt
Organism: Lichtheimia ornata
Lineage: Eukaryota; Fungi; Mucoromycota; Mucoromycetes; Mucorales; Lichtheimiaceae
Exons: 6
Coding region: 1-636 (211 amino acids)
Source: RefSeq, a predicted model, not a curated record
AUGCUUCACGCUAUAGUCGUCCUAAAGCGCAAGGUUCAAGAUGAUCCUCAAGCCCUUGUACAACAAGAUAUCCGCAUCACAGGGCAUCGUCGAUGGCGAGUCUGCGACAAUUGGAUCUUUUAUACAACGAAUGUGGAGGAAAUGAUGACGACCUUGAUGAAAAUGGUACUCCCAUAUGGUAAAGCCAAGGUCGUGAAACAGCAUUUGAAGAGCCUCAAGUUCUCGUUUGCGCUUACACAUGAAGAAGCCUCCUUGAUUGCCCGUAUUCAGCAAAAUUACGAAGCGAUGACUGCAACUCAACGCGCCGUCCUUCUCUGGAAACAGCAGCCACAGUCGUACACAAGUUCCUUGGAGUCAUGGUGGCGCAUUUUCGUGUAUGGCCCAAUGUUCGAUACAGCAUUCAUGCUUGAAGACAAUUGCACUGUUGUCAGGUCCGAAUCAGAGUCUCAGACAUACAAGGACGGUAUUGUAUCCAAGGAUACCAUCCCAAUGAAUGCAAGUACCAAGUCCAUCGAUGAGGCUGUUUGCAAAAACAAAAGCCGAAGAGUGGCAACAAUCAAGGCCAUCGAGUAUAGGUUGCCACAGCGGCGAUUGAUCAACCACUUUGAAGCAUUGACAGCACUUUGGCACGGCUAG